This is a messenger RNA of Spodoptera litura, 4942 nucleotides long. It is a transcript of the gene fw, whose product is annotated as CUB and Sushi multiple domains furrowed. NCBI's taxonomy places the organism in Eukaryota, Metazoa, Arthropoda, Insecta, Lepidoptera, Noctuidae. The record is from RefSeq and is a predicted model, not a curated record.
UCCGCCGCGAAUACUCGAGAGUGUCGUGUUACCCGCACUGUCCCGACGCAACACCGCGAACUAAGUGCUAAACUUUCGCGCCAUCGUUUGAAUUUAGAAUAUUGGAAUUUUUGUCAGUGCAUGUGUGUGUGACGUCAUGAACAAGUGAUGUUUGUCAGUCCUAAAGACGGUUGCAAAAUGUUUCUGUGUUUUUGUCUCGUUAUUUGGAGCGCUCUUUCGCCGGCUCUGGCCCAAGGUGAUCGCCGAUGCGGACAUCCAGCUGUACCCCCAAACGCUAGAGUAUUCAUCCCUUCAGGAGACAUAGUACCUGGUACCAUCGCGACCUAUGAGUGUGAUGAGGGUUACGAACUGUUCGGAGCCCAUCAGAGAGAAUGCACGCUCAGGGGCGACUGGACCGCUGAAGCACCCUUCUGCGGUACAAACGUCGCGUUCAGGAAACCUGCAAACCAGUCCACCACAGUUCGGGGAGGUGCUGCAGCCAACGGUAAUGACGGUGAGAAGACCACGGAACAUGAUGGCAAGCGGUGCACGGAGACACAGAGGGAAGCCUCGCCCUGGUGGCAGGUGGACCUACUUAGACAUUACGCCGUCAAAGUAGUCAGAGUCACCACUAGAGGAUGUUGUGGUCAUCAGCCGCUUCAAGAUCUGGAGAUCAGAGUGGGUAACAGCAGCACAGACUUGCAGCGCAACCCUCUAUGCGCCUGGUUCCCUGGUACCAUCGAUGAAGGCAUAACGAAGACGUUCACGUGCGCGCGGCCACUGGUUGGCCAGCACGUGUUCUUGCAGCUGGUUGGCGUUGAAGGCUCCUUGUCUCUCUGUGAAGUUGAAGUGUUCACCACUGAAGAAUUCUCCAACGACCGUUGUGCCCCAACCGGAGCUCCUGCCGACAUCGAACUGGCUGCCUUCUCCAGAAACUGCUACGAGUUCAACGUGGCUAAGGGCAUGUCCUUCGACGACGCGAGGAAGCAAUGCCAGACUCAUGGAGGAGAUCUCAUUCAUGGAUUCCAGGGAGCGACAUCGAGUUUCUUGAUCCAAGAGCUGGAACGAAGAAAACCUCAGCUGAAGACUCAGCUGGUCUGGAUCGGAGCACAAAAGGAACCAGGGCUAACUUCCAGAACCUGGAAAUGGGUUGAUGGUGAACUGGUACAAAAGCCGACUUGGGGCAAGGAUCAGCCGAACAACUACAAUGGUGAACAGAACUGCGUGGUGCUGGAUGGAGGUCGAGCGUGGCUCUGGAACGACGUGGGCUGCAACUUGGACUACCUACACUGGAUCUGCCAGUACCUGCCUCCUUCUUGUGGAAGUCCGGAUAAGCUGCUGAAUACCACCAUUGAAGGGAACAACUACCAAGUUGGAGCUUCCAUCGCCUACAGAUGUCCAGAGGGACACAUGCUUCUAGGGGACAAAACUAGGGAGUGCAAGAAAGAUGGAUUCUGGUCUGGUGCUGCACCCAGCUGUAAAUACGUGAACUGCGGUGGACUGACGCCAAUUCAAGAUGGAGACGUAUCUCUAGUCGACGACAGGACGACACACGGCGCUAAAGCAGUGUAUUCCUGUCGAGAAAACUACACCCUGGUCGGGGAAGCCGAACGAAUGUGUAUUGACGAUGGGAUCUGGAGUGGCGAAGCUCCCAAAUGUUUGUUUGACUGGUGUCCCGAACCUCCUCCUGUUACUGGAGCUAUCGUUACAGUUGAUGGUCAUAAGGCUGGAUCCCUGGCGACUUACAGCUGCCAAAAUGGAUUCAUUCUGUUCGGACCUCCGAGCGUAACCUGUAGUCUUGGAGGAUCAUGGUCAGGGACACCACCGUCCUGCAAAUAUGUUGACUGUGGAACACCAGCUCAAGUGCAUAAGGGUUCAUUCAUACUGCUGAACGGCACCACAACGUAUGGCUCCAUCGCUCGAUUCAACUGCGAGCCUGACUACUGGCUUGAUGGUGCGGAGAUCCUCACUUGCAACAGGGACGGAAAAUGGUCUCAUGAUAUACCAUCUUGUGAAUUGAUAUCGUGUGCGGAACCCGAGGCUCCCGUCGGUGGAGAGUUUGAGGCCUACGACUACAACGUGCACUCCACCAUCGACUUCCACUGUGAGAAGGGUCACAAACUGGUCGGCGAGUCCAGUCUCACGUGCCAGACUGAUGGAGAAUGGUCGGGAGAAUCACCCAAAUGUGAAUAUGUGGACUGCGGUAAACUUCCACCAAUUCCAAACGGUUCAGCUGAUCUUUUGAACGGAACCACUCACCUGGGCAGCGUGAUUCAGUACUCGUGCACCACAAACUACAGGCUCGUGGGUCCUGUUCGAAGGAUCUGCACCGAAGACUACCGAUGGAGCGAGUCCUCUCCGAGAUGUGAAGAAAUCCGCUGUUCGGAUCCUUUGGUACCAGAGAACAGCAUCGUGUCAGUGACUGGUAACGACCGCAACCACGGACGCACUCUGAUUAGAACCGCCGUCACCACCAGCGUUGGUAACAGCUACCGGAUUGGAGCUCUCGUCAAGUACCGCUGUGAACGAGGCUAUAAGGUGGUUGGCGAGAGUAUCUCCACCUGUGAAGAUAAUGGCCAAUGGAGCGGAGUUACACCAAGAUGUCAAUAUGUGGAUUGCGGUAACCCUGGUCCAAUCCAGAAUGGCGUAGUGACCCUAGCAACAAACGCAACAUAUUACGGUGCAGCUGCUUUGUACGAGUGCAAUGAGCAUUGGCAACUAGAUGGCGUAUCUCGAAGACUGUGCCAGGACAAUGGCACAUGGAGCUCAGAGGCACCAGUAUGCAAAGAAAUAACAUGCACAGACCCAUCAAUCCAGAUAAAGGGCAGCAUAGGUCUGCUAGUUGCCACAUCGACCUUGAGUAUUGGAGGAGAGGCGCACUACCGUUGCGAACGAGGAUAUGGACUACAAGGAAACCAAACAAGGACCUGCAAACCAAAGGGACAGUGGAGUGGAGCUCCACCUGUCUGCAUUCCUAUCGACUGCAAGUCACCGGGUACAAUUGAGAACGGUCGUAUCAUCAUUUCGAACAGCUCCACAUUGUUCGGUAGUUCCAUCGAGUACCAUUGCCUGCCCCAGUUCCAGAGAGUAGGUCCCUUCCUCCGCAAGUGUAUGGAUGAUGGUAAAUGGUCUGGCGAGGAGCCCAGCUGUGAGAUAAUCAGCAACGAAGCCGCUGAGAAUGGCACGUUGCCGCUUAGUGUUGGAGUUGGAUGCGGUGUUGUGCUUUUCCUUCUCAUGUUAUUGGGAGUCAUUUAUUUGAGGCUCCGGAAAGCCACGCCAGUGAAGAACACAGAGAACAUCGAAGGAGCCGAGCGUAAGGAAGACCAAAACGCCGCAGUGAUGAGUUAUGCAACACUCCAUGACACGAAUGGACGACAUAUCUAUGAUCACGUUUCCGACAACGUGUACGACUCGCCGUACAGCGAAAGGAUUGCCGAUAACGUUGCUUACGGGAGACGAAGCGACACGGACUCUGCGUAUGAGCCCGAACCGACCGGCCCGAGCGCAGUCGUCACGAUCAACGGAGUCGCUGUGCGCUGACCGCUGACAGACUCCAAGUGGCUCGUAAGACUUUUAGGUAACCAAAUCCGACGCUAAAUUGGUGUUCCUCAGUGUAAAUGUUACCUGUAAAUUUUCCCUUAAAAGUGGUUACCAUUGACUCGAGUGUUCAAACGAUACGAUAGUUUUAGGGUUAGUUCUGAGUCCCAUUUGCUAGUUGAUCACCAACCCUUACUAGGUAUUGUACCAAAGAUGUAAAUGUGUUGGAUUCGUGUGGUAUGUUUAAGACUGCAAUUCUUAUAUAUCGUUGUCAAUUGUUACAAGUGUUUAACUUUAUUUUAUGCGUAACUUAUCCACCGUCGGAUCGGAGAAAAAUAUAAAAAAUUCCACAUACUAUAUUAUUAUUAUACCCCAGAAAAGGUCUAGUCUCUUCACAACAACUCGAUGCAUUAUGUACAUUUGUGACACCUUCACAUAUCAGAAUUGCAGUCUUAACUCUCGUGUAAGUACUUUUUGUUCAUAUUUUUUUACAAUAACUCACUACGAACAAAAAGUAUUACAAAUACUUUAUGUAUUUAGUUAUUAAAAUGUAUUUAUUGUUGUAUAUCGAACAAUUUGAAUUUGAUGCCAAAAUAAUUCUGCGAAUAAAAUAAUGCUUUUAUGAACAUGUUAAAAUAAGGAAUAUUAUUUAGUUUAUAUUCUUAUUGUUCCUUUUGUAUUAUGUAGUUUCUUUAUCGGGAUACCUUUAUACUAUAAAUUCGGAAUUAUUAAGGGAUAAUGGUGGAGUACUAACCUGACAUGUGCCUAUUAUAUACCUACUGCUUUAUAUUUCCUCUUACAUAUUGUUUUGUAAAUAUUAUUGUUUAAGUUAGAAUUAAUAUUAAGAUAUCAGAAACCCAAUGCCUGUAAAAUUCUAGACCUACCUGAGACUUCUACAAGUAGUAAAUUAUUUCAUUCUACCUAAAAUCGAUGUAGACUGUAUUAUAUUAUCAACUAAGUACCUACCUAGGACAAAAACCUAUCAAUUUUACUAUAUAUGUUGUUUAAUUAAAGACUAACUGGUAACUUUUUUGUUCACUGUAGGUACCUACUAUUCCUUUAUCAAAAGACUAAUUCAAUUGUUUUUACGAACGCAAUUAAUGAAUCAAUAUUAUAGAACAUAGUGGGAACAAAUAGGCCUCGAAUUAGAAACGUUUUAGGUACUUGAAUGAUCUCGACAUCACGACUCGUGAUUAUCGCUAAACUCAUCUUGGCCUGCAACCAGCUUCUGCCAAUGCCAUGGCGUAUAAAAUUAAUAUUCUUCCUAGAACAGAAGUAAGGACAUCAUAAACUAUAAUUGUGAUUAAAUAUUAAGUGUUCAUCAGAUUAUACAGUAAUAUUUUUGUUAUAUUUUAUAUGUACAAUAAUUUUAAUUUAGACGGAUUCGUUAAAUAAAUGUUCUGAAUGUGUAUGUGUUUAUUUACUG